GCGCUGGAAAGGGAACGGUUGCACCGCACUGUUUACCUUUGCCUGAAUAAUCAAAUCUGCACGGUGAAGUUGGGAGAAGCAAGAGACGGCACUUUAGCGGGCGCGGGGCAGAGGGUGGAGGAGCUUGCGCAGCCUGAAUAGCAACCCGAUUCCCAACUGCUUCUACAUGGAGCCGUCAAGAGAAGAUACUAAUGAUUCGAGCUCUUCUUCUGUUCCCACUGUGUUUCAUCGUGAUGAGGGGCGUCUCUUUAGAGAUGCAGAGGACACUAUCAACUCCGAGGGACUGCAGGAGAUUGCAGACACUGAACACCUCUCCAUAAGUGAGAUUCAGGCCCUGCUGACCCUUGUCAAUCUCUCCAAUUCCUGCCCCCGAAUGGGUGGGAAUCAGGGCAACACCUAUGGUAACUCCGCUCAGGUGGCCCAGGAAGAGGCAGCCUCAACCAGCUCGGCUGAUGCAAGCAACUUCUCCAUCGAUGCCAGCUCUCUUGGAGCCGGGGAACCGGCUUACUUGCGUUCCAAUGAAGUGGUCCAGCCACCUCUGCCCCAUGUUUGGCACCGGAGCAGGAGGCAGCUUCGUUACAGCAGCCUGAACACGAGCAUCUCUUCUCCAACUUCUACUUAUAGCUCCCGGGCUGUAAAUGGCAAUAUCCGAGGCUCCCAACCGGAGAUGCCCUCCAGGCCCACCCAGAGGGUCUACUAUGCUCGCGGGGCGCGUCGCCGCCUUUCCUGGAACUAGGGCAGCUCAGAUGGUUGUCCUAGGAAAGCUCUUCAGCUAGUUAGUGUGGCUUAAGGAAAUGUAUUUCAGGCUGGGAGACCCAAGUUCUUGUUCUAGAUUUGGUAGUGAUCUGCUGUGACCUUGGACAACGCACUUAAUCCCUCUGAGUUUUAACUUCUUCAUUUGAAAAAUCAGGGUGUGUCCCCCUUCCCCCCACUCCCUACACACAGACAUCUCGGGUAUGUGUGUUAUUGGGCAGGGGAAUUUAAUGGGAAGGUAUUGUAGAAUGAUAGGUAGUUGCUGAUAAUUAUUCUCCGUGUCUAGGUUUCGCUGAAAAGACCCAGGUGGAACCCAUAAGUCCUUCCACGCUCUGAAUUUAUUGUCCAAAUACAAAUAGUUGCAGCACUUGACCCUUUCUGUAAAGGUCUGAUUCUGAUUAUAGGUUAGGUGGUCUUCCCAGAGCAAAUAUGGUCACACAUUUGUCGUCUCAUGUAGUGUUUGAAGUUGUUGGAAAAAAAUAAAUGAAAAAUUCAAAAA
Molecule: messenger RNA, 1252 nt
Organism: Ornithorhynchus anatinus (platypus)
Lineage: Eukaryota; Metazoa; Chordata; Mammalia; Monotremata; Ornithorhynchidae
Exons: 4
Coding region: 167-736 (189 amino acids)
Source: RefSeq, a predicted model, not a curated record